This is a messenger RNA of Quercus robur (English oak), 2617 nucleotides long. RefSeq names its product filament-like plant protein. The transcript has 5 exons. Bases 369 to 2402 code for a protein of 677 amino acids. NCBI's taxonomy places the organism in Eukaryota, Viridiplantae, Streptophyta, Magnoliopsida, Fagales, Fagaceae. The record is from RefSeq and is a predicted model, not a curated record.
AUAAAUUGCUGUUAUUGCUUUUCCCUUUCUAUUUCAGACUACAUGGCCUUUCCCUUUCUUCUGGGUUGGUGUAAAAAGGUUUAUAAGUUUUUUUAAUUUUGUUCAGGGUAGAUUGGACUGUGGAGUGAAUUGUAAGUAAAGCUGGUAAUUACCAAUAUAUCCAACCUCUUUUGGGUUAAACAGUUGGUCAUAUCUUAUUGCUUCUUUUUGUUGCUUACAACCGUUUGGAAGCUCAGAAUUUCCCAUACAACACAAACCCAUGACAGGGUUUUUAUAGUUGUGGAUGAUGUGCUUGUUCCCUGGUUUUAAUUUUGUAGAUGAAAAUCUAUGUGAGAGGCUACUGAGGUGAGGCUUUGCUGGGAUUUGAAAUGGACAGGCGGAGCUGGCUAUGGCGAAGAAAGUCUUCAGAGAAGAGUCCUGGUGAGACCGAGAGUUCGGGAUCAUUAUCUUCUCAUUCUGAAAGAUUUUCUGAUGAGCAGGCAUAUCCAGCUCAAAGUACUCAAUCACCAGAAGUCACAUCUAAAGUUGCAAUUGUUGAUGAAGAAGCUAAUGAUAGUGUGAAGACCUUAACGGAGAAACUAUCUGCUGCUCUUCUGAACAUUAGUGCCAAAGAUGACUUGGUAAAGCAGCAUGCCAAAGUUGCAGAAGAAGCUGUCUCAGGCUGGGAGAAGUCUGAAAAUGAAGUAUUAGCUUUAAAGCAACAACUUGAGGCUGCCAACAAGAAGAACUCAGCUCUUGAAGAUCGUGUUGGUCAUCUUGAUGGAGCAUUGAAAGAAUGUGUGAGGCAGCUUAGACAAUCCAGAGAAGAUCAAGAUAAUAAGAUCACCGAAGUUGUUGCGAAGAAAACUCAUGAAUGGGAAUCUACAAAGUCUGAGCUUGACAGACAGCUUUCUGAGCUUCAGGCUCAACUUCAGGCCGCUAAAGCUGAAGCUGCUGCUUCAAUUAAUUCUGAUCUCCGCCCAAAGCUUAAGGCUGUAGAGAAAGAAAACUCAGCCCUCAAACUUGAUCUUCUUUCUCGAGCUGAGGAGAUAGAACUCAGGAUUAUGGAGAGGGACUUGAGCACACAGGCUGCUGAAACAGCCAGCAAACAACAUCUAGAAAGCAUCAAGAAGGUGGCUAAGCUUGAAGCUGAGUGCCGCAGGCUAAAAGCUACGGCUCGUAGAGCUUUCCCUGCUAAUGAUCACAAGUCCUUUACUGUCUCCUCAUUUUGUGUGGAAUCUUUCACGGAUAGCCAGUCGGACAGUGGGGAAAGGCUACUUGCGGUUGAAACUGAUUUGCGCAAAAUGAGUCGCUUGGAACCUAAUUAUUGUGAAUCAAGCCGUUCUGACUCAUGGGCAUCUGCUCUAAUCACAGAACUUGAUCAGCAUAAGAAUGAGAAGGCUCUUGGGAGGAGCCUUACAGUCUCUUCAGUAGAAAUCAAUCUCAUGGAUGAUUUCCUUGAAAUGGAAAGGCUUGCAGCUUUGCCAGACACAAAAAGUGGGAGCCGUUCCCUUGAAAAAGGGCCUGCUUUGGAUCAAGUCAAUGCUGCCGAAAGCCCUAUGAAAGCAGAACUUGAAGCCAUGAUUAACAGGACUGCUGAACUGGAGGAAAAGUUGGAGAAUUUGGAGGCCGAAAAAGUGGAAUUCCAGAUAGUUUUAACUGAAUGCCAAAAGCAGCUGGAGACAUCAAGGAGUCAGCUUAAGGAAGCAGAGGUAAGGUUGGUAGAACUGCAGACUCAGUUAGCACUAGUGAACGAAUUAAAGAUGGCGGCAGAUCAAGAAGUAAAGGUUACCCAAACAAAAUGGGAAAUGGCAGAGUCACAACUCAGAGUUGUUGAAGCUGAGGUCAAAACCUUGCAUUUGAAAGUUGGUUCAUUAGAAGAAGAGGUUGAGAAGGAGCAUGCCUCUUCAGCAGAAAAUGUGGUCAAGUAUCAGAAAUUGGAGGAUGAGCUUUUAAGAAUGAAAAGAGAAGCCGAGCUCCACCGUGAAGCUGAGCUCCAGCGCUUGACAAACACUAAUGGUGAAUUGAAGAUAAAGGAGGAAAAGGAACUUGCAGCGGCUGCGAGUAAAUUUGCAGAGUGUCAGAAAACAAUUGCAUCCCUUGGCCAGCAGUUGAAGUCUCUUGCAACACUGGAAGAAUUCCUGAUUGACUCUGAAAAGCCUUUGGAACUCACUAGUGAGGGAAUUCAAGGGCCUAAAAAUAGUAGAGAACCAUUGAAAUUGCAAAUUAGCAACCUGAAUUUGCCAAAAAGAGAUUCUGACUCUAUGAAAAUAGUCAGUGAUGGUUCAAGUCUUUCAAAGAACAGCUAUGAAAGUGAGUCAUCAUUAUCACCAAACCCAUCCAAUGCCUCUGAGAAAAACCGAAAUGGGUUUGGGAAGUUUUUCCCUAGAAAUAAGAGUGUGACUCGGAAUGAAAAUCUGUGAGAAUGAUAAACUAGAGAAAUUGAUAGAAAAUUAGUAGGCUUGAAUUUUUCUUUGUAAAGUUGCUUUAUUUGUUCUUAUUACCAACACUGUAGAUUCGAUGCUUGCGAAUCAGCAGUUUUAUUUACAUACAAGGUGCAUCUUGGAGAACAGAAAUUGUUCAAAGAAGUUAUAGUGAUACGUCAAGUUCGAAAUUAGAAUUUCUAAUUGCUUUUUAA